AGAGAGGACGGUGCAUGCGUGUUGACAGAGAACCGCGCGCAUAAUAAAUCCUCGUGUCGCCCGUCCGGCGGUCCGCGAUGCAGUGCGACUGGUCCCUGCUGGGGCCGCUGCAGUGGAUGCGUUACGUCAACAAACAGGUGAAGGUGAAGGCGGGAAAAGACGAAGAGCGCCGCGGCUGGCUGCUCACCGUGGACCCGGUCUCCGCCAGCCUGGUCCUGGUGGACUUCGGGGAGGAGGAGGGCGGGAGGGCGUCGGUGCAGGUGGUGAUGGGCCACGCCGUGGAGCAGGUGGAGGUCCUGCAGGAGGCCGACGAGGAGACCACGGUGCGUCUGCAGACCUCCUUCCUCCCCCCGGAGACCCACAGCCUGGACCCGGCGGAGCUGCGGAGGAGGAGAGGGGUCGUCCGCCGGUGGCUGGAGAAGAACCGGCUCCCGGUGGAGGAGGAGGGCGACGAGCUGACGGUGGCGGGGGCCCUGACCAUCGUGGCCCCGUACGGACCCGAAGACUGCCGCAGCUCCAACCAGAUCAUCCUGGACCGCAUCCAGAAGCUGCUCCAGAAUCGGACCCAGGUUCAACCGGAUCACCCAGAAACCGACCCAGCCUGAUCCAGCCUCCCCAAAUCAAGACCCACAGAGCCUUGGUCCAGACUCCUCGAACACCUGGACAAUAAUUCAGAACUUGAAAUUUUGUCCGAAACCUUUCAGGAAGUAAAAAUCCACCAAUCGGAUGCCUGCUCUGUGUGCCGACCAAUCAGAGCGCGACAGCAGCGGUGACUGAUGGCUGUUCUGGGAUCAGUUUGAGUUCAGAUUUUUUUUUUUUUUUUUUUUCCUCAUUUGUGUCCAGUUAAAAAAGAUAUAUUGUCCUAAAGAGUCUUCUAAUUGUUUUUGAGGAAUAUUAUGGACAAGAUUUGGCAACUAUUUAUAUUUGGAAAUGUUCAAAUUAUAUUUGUUUAUUUGACUUUAAAUUGUUUCGUUUAAAGUUUAAGUUAUUUUAUUUUUUACAUUUGUACAUUUUUGUAAAGUUAUUCUGCCUUAAAUAAAAUUGGUAGAGAAAAAAAUCAAGUUGGAUGA
Pseudoliparis swirei is the source of this 1070-nucleotide messenger RNA. It is a transcript of the gene gemin6, whose product is annotated as gem (nuclear organelle) associated protein 6. The coding region runs from base 78 to 605 and encodes 175 amino acids. NCBI's taxonomy places the organism in Eukaryota, Metazoa, Chordata, Actinopteri, Perciformes, Liparidae. The transcript has a single exon. The record is from RefSeq and is a predicted model, not a curated record. Gene Ontology annotation, biological process: spliceosomal snRNP assembly; spliceosomal complex assembly. Gene Ontology annotation, cellular component: nucleus; SMN complex.